Molecule: messenger RNA, 915 nt
Organism: Peniophora sp. CBMAI 1063
Lineage: Eukaryota; Fungi; Basidiomycota; Agaricomycetes; Russulales; Peniophoraceae
Source: the annotation of a GenBank genome assembly
AUGGCGUCCUCUGGGUCUCCGAUUACGUCGGUGCAGCAGGCACCGAUGCAGGCGAAUAUUGCGCCGCCGUUGCUUACGCGGCUGGCGCUUGACUUGCGCGGGAGGAGGUUCACUGUGGAACGUGAAACCAUUAUGAACUUGCCCGAAAGCGUGUUGCUAUGCCUAUUCCCGAAUGGACUAGUUCUGAGCCGCCAGGAGGGCGAGGAUGAGGAGGAGGUUUACGGUGUGGAUUUUGACCCGGACUGCUUCGACUUCGUGCUCGCAUUCUUCCGCAAGUCGUCCGACGAUUUCUACGGCCACGAGGGCCAACCAGGCCUUUACGCCGCCCAAGCGCACCUAGCCGAGUCCGGAUCACCUGGCGAAUUCGCGCCCAACGCCAACCCGCUGCUCGCCAAACAGGCUAUCAUCGUCUUGCGCGAGGAGCUGGAGUACUUCGCUAUUCCACCCGCCGGCAGUGGCGCGAGCACGGAUGAGCAGGGAAUUGCGAACGACACAUUGCUGGAGAUGAAGCGCGAGUGUGGAGAAUACUUGCUGGGCAAGAAGAGCAUUUUCACGGCGUUGCAGAGGAAUGUGAACAAGGAGAACAAUAUCGCGGAGCAACAUUUGAUUGACAUGCUCUGCAUGAGUGGCUUUGAUCGCGAAGAUACCUGGGGCUUCCGUUCUAUGGAACCGAACCGAUGCUGCAUCAGUAGCAUUGCACUUGUCCUCCUAAAGACCGGCAUUACGCACCCACCUAACAACGAGCCCGUGAGCGUCGACUACACGCAGAUGGCGACGGCUCAAAAGCUGCUUCUCUUCUGGCGCAAACCGGCGCGGAAGUGUUGGUGGGACGGUCUGGAGGUCGAGCUGCCGAAGGGCGACAAGGUUAAGCUGUGGGCGCGUCGCGUGUGGACGCUCGAGCUGAGCUUGGUUUAA